Molecule: messenger RNA, 393 nt
Organism: Lemur catta (Ring-tailed lemur)
Lineage: Eukaryota; Metazoa; Chordata; Mammalia; Primates; Lemuridae
Product: peptidyl-prolyl cis-trans isomerase A-like
Exons: 1
Coding region: 1-393 (130 amino acids)
Biological process (GO): protein folding; protein peptidyl-prolyl isomerization
Molecular function (GO): peptidyl-prolyl cis-trans isomerase activity
Source: RefSeq, a predicted model, not a curated record
AUGGUCACCCCCACAGUAUUCAACAUCACCAUGCACGGCAAGCCCUUGGGCUUCGUCUCCUUCAAGCUGUUUGUAGACAAAUUUCCAAAGACAGCAGAAAACUUUCGUGCUCUGAGCACUGGAGAGAAAGAAUUUCAUUAUAAGGGUUCCGGCUUUCACAGAAUUAUUCCAAGGUUUAUGUGCCAGGGUGGUGACUUCACAGGCCACAAUGGCACUGGCCCAAAGCACAUCUACAGGGAGAAACUGGACAAUGAGAACUUCAUGCUGAAGCAUACAGGUCCUGGCAUCUUCAUGGCAAAUGUUGGAUCCAACACAAACGGUUCCCCGGUCUUCAUCAGCACGGCCAGGACUGAGUGGCUGGGAGGCAAGCGUGUAGUCUGUGGCAAGGUGUAA